Molecule: messenger RNA, 1174 nt
Organism: Nanorana parkeri
Lineage: Eukaryota; Metazoa; Chordata; Amphibia; Anura; Dicroglossidae
Gene: DRAXIN
Product: dorsal inhibitory axon guidance protein
Exons: 7
Coding region: 98-1072 (324 amino acids)
Biological process (GO): axon guidance; Wnt signaling pathway
Cellular component (GO): extracellular region
Source: RefSeq, a predicted model, not a curated record
GGUGCUGAUGCUGUGGAGCGCACAGAGGAGUCAGGUAGAGGAGAGCAGAGGAGUCUGUGUCUGCGAGUGACACGAGUCUGGUGCCGAGUUGUGAAGAAUGGCGUCUUUCUACAGCUGCCUCCUCCUGUUGGUUUUAAUUAGCAACUCCUUGAUGGGCGCAGGAGCGUUCGAGCCCAGAGCCAAGCGCCGGAGAGUCUCCGACAAGUACGGCGAGGACGCCUGGCUUCACCAGCACCAGGAGAGGCCUCACCGGAGGUCCGGGCUGGCCAGGAAGGAGAGGACUCAAGGCGGAGAGGAGGUUAGGGGUUCCCUGCUCCAGGUGGGGGACAUUGGGCAGCCGGAGACUCUGAAACAAGACAGGCUGCAGAGUUUGGAACUUCCGUACAGCCAGAGGGAAAACCAGCCGCCGGGCACGCACACGAAAGGACGCAGGCACAACAAGGAGCAGAGGCGGGCCAAUCAGAAGGAGCGGGUGAAGCAGCACAAAGCCAGAGCCUUUGAAGCCGAGCCCAGCGGCCUUUUGAAAGAAGAUUUAAGCCUCCGCGAGCCCACCCGCUCCGCCCAUGUGGAGAUGUCCUCCAGUGCCGGCUCCUCCUCCUCCGCCGAGACUCCGCCAAGCACAGCCGAGCCCAUGUUUAUUAACGAGCAGCCCACAGCCAUGGUGGAAGCCCCCCUCCGUGCCAAGUCCGGGAAGAAGGGAGGGGAGGUGAUGCCGACGCUGGAUAUGACUCUGUUCGAUUGGACGGAUUAUGAAGACCUGAAGCCGGACACCUGGCCGUCACCGAAAAAAGGAAAACAAAGAGAAAAGCUGAAUGUGACGUCAUUGGCUGAGGAAGAGCCAUGUGAUCACCAUCUGGACUGUCUCCCAGGAUCGUGCUGCGACCUGCGGGAACAUCUCUGCAAACCGCACAACCGCGGCCUCAACAACAAGUGCUACGAUGACUGCAUGUGCACGGAAGGUCUCCGCUGCUACUCCAAAUUCCACCGCAACCAGAGAGUGACGAGGAGGAAAGGGCGCUGCGUGGACCCCGAAUCCAUCAACAAGGACCAAGGAUCGUUUAUUUCUGUCUGAGCGCCCUGCGACCUCCCGCCCGCCAUGUAGCAGACGCCGUUCGCUGUCGUGUCCCCGGCUGACGAGGACGCCAUUUUUAUGUACAUGUAGAUAUUAGGGCCG